GUCACUCACUAGACUUAUAAAAGUAAAAGUCAGUCAUUGUUUAUUUUAUUAUUUAUUAACUUUUCAAGUCUCAUCAGUCAUUAUGAAUAUGAUUAACUAGUUAGAUCUAGACUUAAGACUAGAAUCUAGUAACAAGAUAUAGCCAUCAAAUGACUCUAGAGUCUAGAUCUAUCUAGGUAAUUACUAAAUUAUUGUUAGAACAAAAGUCUAGAUUUAGAGUCUAGACUGUCGAUGGAUCCUCAAAAUGAAACCUUACCCUCGGACUCAGACAAACAGCAGUCUCAGUCUGAUUCUAAAACAAGUAAUAUUUCCACAAGUAUCUGCAGUAAUGAAAGCUGGAUGACCAGUGGCAGUGUGAGUGGGAGCGGUGCCACAGUUGGUGAUGGGGACAGAUUCAUCAAUGAUGGUGACCUAGACAAUGAUAACACAGUAAGUGAGGAGUUGUCUAGAUUUAGCUCUCCCUCACAAUCCCAGAGUUCAUCCUGCACCAGUAUAACAAACCCAUUCUAUGAUGGACCCAUCACCAUCAUGAGUGAAAGUACCUCAGGUAUCAAUGCCUCCAACAAUCAAAUAAUGUCAGGAAAAUUAGCAGAAGUAGGUGGCAGAAGCAAUCAGAGACUGCCUCAAAGUUUACAUCGAAAAAGAAGCUCUGUCACGGCUAAUACUGGCCCCAGGCAAGCUGCUAGCCAAUCUACAGGUAUACCAAAUCAAAGUGUAUCAGGAGAUGCUCCAACAGCAAGCCAAGCUGAAGAAAAAAUUCAACAAAGAGUGAUUAUUAUCUGGGAUUUAGGUUACCUUUUGACCUGUCAAGGCUUCUUGCAGUUCUUGCAACUGUUCAUGACAGUUGCUGCCCUUGUUUGUUUGGUCAGUGCUGGAGGUAAAGAUGGAGGACUCCUCAACCUUCCCCUGAGCUGGCAUUUUAGAAUCAUGCUGUUUGUGUUGGUACUGACUCUACUCGUCACUGUGGCACUCCUCUUUGGAAAUGUCACUUCCUUGAUUUCUAUAUUUGGAUUUGAGUGGACCUUUUUUGACAUGGUUGUAUAUUCCUUAUUUGCUUUUCUGUACCUUGUGGGUUCUUCUCUUGUUGCAAGUGCAUUUGACUUCUAUGAAAAGAUGAAAACAGAUGUCUCUAAAGAGACUAUAAGUCAACUUGUCACUUCAGUGAUUCUAGGCUAUGUUUGCAUGUUGCUGAAUGGAUUUUCUGCUUUUAUAAGCUACAGAAAGUGGAAAAUACAGUAUCGUUUGUAUCGACGGAGAAAAUUGAUUGAAGAAGAUGAGAUAGAUCUUUAGAAUUAUUUAGAAUUAUGCUUAUUUUACAAAGCUUUGUAGUAAUAUUUGAAAUAGACUGACUGAAAAUAUGUCCUGCACUAGAAUAUAGUGCUGUUAAAUUUGUAUUAUUAUAUGUAGCUGUUUCAGAAGUAAUUUCACUUACUGAAAUUUGCUUAAUCUAGAUUCACAGUUACUAUUAUUCUUAUGAUAUUACCUGUAUGAAUAACAAUUCGCUAAAGCUUUUACUAUGUCCCAAUCACCAAAUAAAUAUGCUAGCAAAUGACAUCAAUGCGGGGAGGGGGGGGGGCUGCUGUGUUGUGUUGCUCAUCCUAUGACUUGUUCUUUUAUUGAUAUCCCCGAGAGCAAGUGCAGAUACUCUAACCCCCCACUUAAAAAAUUAUGCAUACGUUUUAAUGUAUUAAAAUGUGAAGCAUAUUUUAUAGACAAAUUUCAAAGUGCAGUGACUGUUAUAUUUUUCAGAAAGUAAUUAGACCUGGUUUAAAAAAAAAAAAAGUUGCUUUAAUUGAUUUCUUUUUUUU
Messenger RNA from Biomphalaria glabrata, 1808 nucleotides. RefSeq lists its product as uncharacterized. Lineage: Eukaryota; Metazoa; Mollusca; Gastropoda; Planorbidae. The coding region runs from base 232 to 1290 and encodes 352 amino acids. Gene Ontology annotation, cellular component: membrane. The transcript has 4 exons. The record is from RefSeq and is a predicted model, not a curated record.